AUGGUCUCCAGCUAUCUAUACCUUCUGGGACUCUCCCAGUUCCUAACCUCGGCACUGUCAGCAAAGACCGAGACUGGUGUCUGCACGGCUGAUACGUUUGCUUCUCUCGGCCUCGCAAGCAUCAAUGUCCUUUCCGUCGAUGCUAAACUGAACCGCGCCAGCUGGAACAUCGACGAUACCCUGAACACAUAUCCCGUUGUAACGAACAAGACUGUCGAAGUGUGCCAACUCACGGUGAACUACACGCAUCCCGGAUGGAAUGAUAAUGUCACGACUUGGAUUUCGCUGCCCGUCAAGAAUUGGAAUGGUCGAUUCAUGGGAAUGGGUGGAGGUGGUUGGGUUAUGGGCACACAGGGUGCAUUGAGCCAGGCCGUCUUCGGGGGUUAUGCCGCUGCAUCGACAAAUGGUGGACAUGACGAAAGUGCUACUGUCAAGUCUUGGGGAUUAUCCAGCGAGGGCAACGUCAAUUGGGCGAACAUGCAGGACUUCAGCUCUGUUUCACUCGACGAUGCUGCCUCGCUAGGAAAGACUGCUACCAAGAUGUUCUAUGGAAAAGCCCAUAAGUAUGCUUAUUGGAAUGGUUGCUCUACUGGAGGUCGUCAAGGUCUUAUGAUGGCCCAGCGAUACCCGACUCAGUAUGAUGGUAUUCUGGCGGUAUCCCCUGCUAUCAACUGGGACAAGUUCAUCCCAGCUGAAUUCUGGCCUCAGAUGCUGAUGAAUGCACUUGAAUACUAUCCCUCAGCCUGUGAACUCAAUGCAUUCACAGAACAUGCGAUCGACGCAUGCGAUGAGCUAGACGGAGUGAAAGACCGUAUAAUUUCCAUGCCAGGACUGUGCAAGUUCAAUGCAUCAACCCUAAUUGGCAAAACAGCACAAUGCUCCUCCAACGACACCGUCACAGUCACCGCAAAGGCUGCCAAUUACGUUUCCCUCGUAUGGGCCGGCCCAGAAGAUCCCUCCGGCUCAUCCCUUUGGUACGGACUCUCUCACGAUGCACCUCUCACCCGUCUAGCCGGCACAAACUGCACCCUACCAUCUCCGAACUGCAAACCAGUCCCAUUUCAGAUCUCCGCAGACUGGCAACAGAUUUUCCUCUCCCGCAACUCUUCCCUGGACGUAGCAACCAUCAACUACACCGAAUACAUCCGUCAUUUCCGCCAAUCCGUGAAUGAGUACAACUCCAUCAUCGGCACCCGGGAUCCAGAUCUGACUGAUUUCAAGCAAUCAGGCGGCAAAAUGAUCACCUGGCACGGCAUGAAGGAUCAGCUCAUUUUCUUCAACGGUACGGAGAAUUACUACCAACAGGCCAUGGACCUCGACUCCGAUCUCCAGGAUUACUAUCGCUUCUUUGCUGCCCCUGGUGCGGAGCACUGUAAGAGUGGGAUUGGAUUUUACCCUGGAAAUAGUCUUGACUCGCUUGUGAGUUGGGUGGAGAAUGGUACGGCGCCGGAUACGUUGCGGGCUAUCGCUACGCCCACUGGGACCGGUAGUGCGAAGCUGCCUUUGCGUACGGCAGACUUGUGUGCUUACCCCAAGACUUUGACUUAUGUUGGGGGUGAUGAGAGCAAGGCUUCGUCUUUUACUUGUAAAUAA
Molecule: messenger RNA, 1593 nt
Organism: Penicillium salamii
Lineage: Eukaryota; Fungi; Ascomycota; Eurotiomycetes; Eurotiales; Aspergillaceae
Source: the annotation of a GenBank genome assembly